Molecule: messenger RNA, 2517 nt
Organism: Entamoeba invadens IP1
Lineage: Eukaryota; Evosea; Mastigamoebida; Endamoebidae
Exons: 1
Coding region: 1-2517 (838 amino acids)
Source: RefSeq, a predicted model, not a curated record
AUGGCAACAGAACCAAAGUCAUCAUUAAAAAGUGUUUCUCCGUCGCAUUCCCAUAGUGACGCACAUUCAACCACUUCGAUUAUUCCACUGAACAUUACGAAGUUGUCUAAAAGUGUCUUUUCAAACACAACAUUCACUGCAUUAGAAGUCCCUAGUCAGAUCGUUUCAAUUGAAGACUCGACUUUUUCGUGGUGUGCCACUUUGGAGAGGAUAGUCUUACCACAAAGCCUUACUACUUUAGGACGAAAAGUGUUUGAACAUUGUAUAAAUUUGACUUCUGUUCUCCUCCCCUCAAAUUUAACUGUUUUGCCAUCUGGGUUGUUCAUUUCCUGUGCCUUAACCACUUUUGUGUUUCCUCCAAAAUUGAUGAAAAUUGGCGAUUCGUGUUUUUCGAAUGGGAAAUUUCAAUCGCUCGACAUUCCAAACACCGUGGAAUAUAUCGGUGAGCGCGCGUUCGCUUCAAAUUACAACCUUUCGAGUAUUUCAAUUCCCGACUCGGUGACUUUCGUUGGUAUUGGCGUGUUCGAGGCGUGCACAAAACUGACUCAAUUGACUCUUCCAAACACCUUAAAAGCACUUCCGUCUUGUUUCUUGAAAGAGUGUGCGUUCACUUCCUUUUCGAUGCAUUCAACUAUAACAAAGAUCGGAGACAUGGCGUUCGCAAGUAAUUUUUCUCUCAAAGAAAUGACUCUUCCAGACUCCGUUGAGCAAAUUGGAAAUUAUGUUUACUCUUUAAACGAGAAAUUGAGCGCGAUAACUCUCUCUGAAACGAUGAAAGAAAUUCGCAAUGCCGCAUUUUCAGGGUGUUCGUCCCUCAAAGAAAUCAAACUCCCAAACCAUCUCGUCCGACUUGGCAAUUGUUGCUUUAAAAAUUGUGGAUUGACUCAAGUCGAGAUCCCCACGAGUGUCGAGAAAAUCGGCGAGAAGUGCUUCUACGAAAAUUCAAAUUUGAAAAUCGUCGCGAUUUUGUCGCAUGCGAAAAAGCUGCGAAAUUCGACUUUUGAGAAGUGCAGAAAUUUAGUGAAAAUUGCGUUCCAUGGAAACGUCGAGAAAUUUGGGGACUCCUGUUUCUCUGAAUGUGCGUCCCUCUGCACAAUUCCACUUGUCAAAAGUCUUAAGUCGUUUGGGAAACGGUGUUUCUAUGGAAUGAAAAAUGCGAUCGACGUUGAUAUCCCGACGACGAUAUCUGAAAUAUCGAAAUCUGCGUUUGUUGAAUGUGAGAAACUUGAGAGUGUCUUAAUCCCAUUUUCUGUCACAAAGAUCGAAGAAUUUGCGUUCAAAAACUGCUCCAAUUUGAGGAAGGCGAUUAUCGAAACUCACGACGACGUCGCGGAAACAGUGUUUGUUGAAAUUGAAAAGUACUCCUUUGCGAAUUGUAGUAAACUUGAGAUCAUUGGACUCCCGCAGAAUUUAAUGAAAAUUGGAGAAAACUGUUUUGCGAAUUGCAUUUCUCUUGAGAACAUCGACAUCCCCAACAGCGUGAUUUGUGUGAAAGACUACGCGUUUUCUAAUUGCAAAAAACUGAAAGUAUUCAACUGCGGGAAGUCGACUCUUUUCGAAAAAGGCGCCUUUGACUUCUGUAACACCCUCACACCACCGCAAAACCCUAAAUUUUGUCUUUGCCCACAAAACGUCGGCGAGAAGAAGUCAAGCACUUUUAAUGUGCCAGAAAAGUAUCGCGCGAUUGUCAACGGGACGUUUGAUGUGAAUGAAAAGCUUGAGAAAGUGACAAUACCCGAUAGUGUCACUUACAUUGGAAAUUUGAUUUUUGUGAACAACGAGAAACUGAGAAGUGUGAAGUUUUCGAACGCGUUGAAAAAAAUUCCUGACGAGAUUUUUAAAAGUCUUGAAUUUCUCGAGGAAGUGAUUCUCCCCGAGCAUUUAAUAGUCAUCGGCUACCAAAGUUUUGCGGGGUGCAAACGCAUUGAAAGAAUUGCUCUUCCAAAAAGCAUCACAAAAAUUGGUGCGAAAUGCUUUGAUGGAUGUAAGAAAUUGUCUGAAAUUGUCAUCGAAGGAAACAUUCGAGUGAUUAAAGACAAAACAUUUUUUGAGUGUAAAGAACUUCAAAGAUGUGUGUUGCCGUCGUCUCUUGAAAAAAUAGGAAUUUCCGCAUUCGAACAGUGUGACAAACUGAAAGUGUUAAACAUCCCCGAAAACGUUGUGGAAAUUGGGGAGUGCGCCUUCGCUGAGUGUCGCAACUUGCGACUUUUUGAAAUUCCCAAAAAUGUUACAGUCAUGAAGAAUGAAAUUCUGAAAUGUUGUGAAAAGCUUGAAAGGGUUAAAAUUGGUGAGAGUGUUGAAGUGAUAGGAAGUCGUUGUUUUAGUGACUGCAAAGAAUUGUCUCAAAUUGAAGUUGGAAAAAGUGUUCGUAAAGUCGAAGAGUUGACAUUUGAAAAGUGCAAAAAACUGAAAGAAAUCAGUUUCCCUCUGACUCUUCAAAAAAUCAGUCGCAAUUGUUUUAAUGGGUGUAAUAGUUUAAGUGUUAUAAAUGUACCAAAAGGUGUCGAUUGGCAGUGA